AUGGACUCCCUCGUGAAUCCACCAGAGGCCACCAGCGGCCUGCAGAGGCUGGCAAUUGCCAUCAUAUUCGUCUUCGCAGCGCUCGCGCUCGUCAUCAUCGUGCUCAGGGCCGUCGGGAGGAUAAGAACACGCCAAUUCGGGCUCGACGACUGGCUAAUAUCGGUCGCCAUGUUCCUUUCGGUAUUGGAGACCAUCUUCAGCUACUUUUUCAUCAAAACCAACUACGUGGGAAUACGUCCAGAGAAUGUACCGCCGCACGACCCGGUGGCAGGCGAGGUGUGGAAUUACUUGGUGCAGGUGUUCUACAACCCGAUCCUGGCCCUGGCAAAGUCGUCGGUGCUCAUCUUCCUGCUGCGGCUGUUUGGGCAGCAGAACGGGACGCGGCGGCUGAUACACUGGCUCAACGCGGUCAACCUGCUGCACAUGGCGGCGUCGCUGGGGGCCAUCACGUUCCAGUGCACGCCCGUGUCGCUCGCGUGGAACCCGGGCAGCAGCAGCAGCAGGGGCGGGCGGUGCGUCGACCGGGCGGUGCUCUUCACGGCCAUGGCGACCUUCAACAUAGCCACGGACCUGGUGGUGCUGGGCCUGCCGCUGUGGAUCCUGUCGGGGCUCCAGAUCCCGCGGCGGACCAAGCUGGCGCUGCUGGGCGUGUUCCUGCUCGGCUUCCUCGUCACCAUCACGUCCGUCGCCCGGCUGGUGAUCCUAGUGCGCGGCCUGUUCGGGCUGUCGGCCGCCGGGCGCACGGGCGACAUCGGUUUCGUGACGUCGGCCAUCGAGACGAACCUGGCGCUCGUCACGGCGUCGGCCCCGGCUCUGCGGCCGCUGCUUCGAGGCAGGGGCCGGGGUCGGGGCGGGUGGCUACCCAUGGCCGGGCGGGCAGCCGACGUGGAAAUGGGACAGCCAACCACGGCAACGCAAGGCGGCAGGGGAGGGCGCGGAGUAGGGAGGCCGGUGGUUGUGGUGGUGAGGGAGCCUCAGGGGUCUCGGGGGGAGAAGGAGCAGCAAACGAUGACGAGCAACAGCAACAGCAACAGCAACAGCAACGCUAGUGGCGGCGGCGGGGACAGCACGAUGCGGGUCAGUGACGUGCAGCGCGAGAUCGACCGACUGGUCAAGGAAAUGGAGCUGGCGCGAGCAGCGCUUGGCAGCAGCGGCGGCGCUGGGAGGGGCACAGGCGGACCUGGGGCGGCGCCUAUGAUGGGCGGCGCCGUCGGGGAGCAGCGGCGGCAGCAACAGACGAAGCGACAGCAGCCCCGGCGCAACUACGCCGAGGAGCGCAUGUCUCGCUAUGGAGAUCGCCGCUUCGGGCUUGUCCACGCCUCGCCGGCGAUGCCAGGACCGGACAAGGCGAGCGGGCCACGCUUCUUCUGAGCGAGCGGGCAGGCUGUCGGGAUUCUUGUCGAUAUGCGGGUGUUUCUUUCCUUGUCCUUCCUGUCUCCUUUUUUGCUCAUCCCUAGUCAAUAUCCAAGGUUACACGACAGGCGUCUCGGCUUCCC
Messenger RNA from Gaeumannomyces tritici R3-111a-1, 1496 nucleotides. RefSeq lists its product as hypothetical. The transcript has 3 exons. The record is from RefSeq and is a predicted model, not a curated record. The coding region runs from base 1 to 1371 and encodes 456 amino acids. Lineage: Eukaryota; Fungi; Ascomycota; Sordariomycetes; Magnaporthales; Magnaporthaceae.